Aureobasidium namibiae CBS 147.97 is the source of this 1071-nucleotide messenger RNA. Its product is annotated as nitrilase. The transcript has a single exon. The coding region runs from base 1 to 1071 and encodes 356 amino acids. Lineage: Eukaryota; Fungi; Ascomycota; Dothideomycetes; Dothideales; Saccotheciaceae. The record is from RefSeq and is a predicted model, not a curated record. Gene Ontology annotation, molecular function: catalytic activity.
AUGAGCACCAAGAUCCUCCGUGCAGCAGCAUGCCAUGUCUCACCAAUCUUCCUCUCGGCCACAAAAACAUCCGAGAAGGCAAACACCCUGAUCCACCGCGCCCACGCCAACAAAGCAAACCUGGUCGUCUUCCCCGAAACCUACAUCUCUGCUUUUCCCAUCUGGAGUGCUUUACGUGCACCCACCGAAAAUCACGAGCUGUACAAGCGCAUGGUUACAGAAUCCAUCCACAUCGAUGGCCCUGAGAUCGACUCCCUACGCACCACAGCCCAAAAACUAGGCAUUAUGAUCAGUAUAGGCAUAUCAGAAAAGGCUCGAUACAGCAGUGCCACACUCUGGAACGCGAAUGUAUUAAUCGGAAGUAAUGGAGAGAUACUGAACCACCAUCGAAAAUUACGACCUACAUUUUUCGAAAAAUUGACUUGGAGUUCUGGAGAUGGGCAUGGUUUACGGGUCAGCGAGACAGAGUAUGGCAAAAUUGGCAACUUGAUUUGCGGGGAGAACACAAAUCCAUUGGCAAGGUAUGCAUUGAUGGCUCAAGGAGAACAAAUCCAUAUCUCGACUUGGCCUGCUGUAUGGCCAACGCGAGCAUUGAAAGCAGAUACGGUUGCCACGGAAGAAAAGAACUACGAUAAUUUGGCUGCCAAUAGGACGAGAGCGGCUGCUCAUUGCUUCGAGGCAAAGUGUUUCGGCAUCAUCAAUGCUGCGUUCUUGGACAAAGCAGCAAUCGACAUCGUAGCAAAAGGUGCAAGUGAUGAAGUCGGCGUCAGACAAACGCUGCAGCUUUCUCAGAGAGCAGCUACGAUGUUUUUGGAUCCUACGGGUAUGUCGAAACCUGGGUUUGUUGUUGACCCAGAGACGGGGAAACAGCAAGAGACAGAGUUUUUGCAGGAUAGAGAGGAUAUACUUUACACGGAUAUGGAUGUGGAGGGGUGUGUGGAGGGGAAACAGUAUCAUGAUGUCGUUGGUGGGUAUCAAAGAUUGGAUGUUUUUGACUUGAAGGUCGAUCGUACUCGAAGGGAGCCAGCGAGAUUUGUAGAGGAAGUGUGGGACGACAAGGUCGAAUUCUGA